AUGUGUACGCCAACUCAGGGACCCGCCGAGUCGGCUCUCUGGAUGACGGCCACGCAGGCGCGAAGAGAAAUUUUGAGCUGGGGCUCCCGUUCACACUCGUGCCUGGCCUUUUCUCGGGGCCGCGCGCCUGCGGCGCGCCGUGGUUUCUUAGAUUUUUGCGGAAAUCGCUCGCGUGGUUUCUUAUUUGGCCGCUGGUACCCUUCUGCCGCCGUCGCUCCCCCGGCUCUGACCGAGUACCGGGCGUUGAGGGAGGCGGCGCUGGGCGGCGCUGGCGCUGCCAUCGCCACGAGCCGCGCGGCGGCGGUCGCAGUGCACCCGGCUGCGGCUCUCGGCGCAGUCUCUGCGGCGCUCGGCGCCGUUGGCGUCGCGGGAAGCCGCACCUCUGCCGCCGUCGCUCCCCCGGCUCUGAGCGCGUAUCGGGCGUUGGGGGGAGGCGGCGCAGGGCGGCGCUGGCGCUGCCAUCGCCACGAGCCGCGCGGCGGCGGUCGCAGUGCACCCGGCGGCGGCUCGCGGCGCCGUCUCUACGGCGUUUGGCGCCGUUUGACGGAGGCGGCGCAGGGCGGCGCUGGCGUUCCCAUCGCCACGAGCCGCGCGGCGGCGGUCGCUGUGCAGCCGGCGGCGGCUCUCGGCGCCACACGAGUGCGGGGCGCCGUCAACUCGGAACAGCGCGGCGCUGGCAUGCCCCCCGCAACGAGCCUCGCGGAGGCGGUCGUGUAG
This is a messenger RNA of Emiliania huxleyi CCMP1516, 717 nucleotides long. RefSeq lists its product as hypothetical. Bases 1 to 717 code for a protein of 238 amino acids. The record is from RefSeq and is a predicted model, not a curated record. The transcript is spliced from 3 exons. NCBI's taxonomy places the organism in Eukaryota, Haptophyta, Isochrysidales, Noelaerhabdaceae.